AUGGCGACUCUCUUCCAUACCGAGCAGGUGCUCAUCGGGCAAGUUGGCAAAUACAAGAUCGUGAAGCAGUUGCAGAAAGCAGUUUGGCUUGCCAGAAAUCAGGUUCACAAAGAUGUCAUUGUAAAGAGUGUGCAGGAUCAUCCCCGUGUAGCCAACGAGCGUGAUGUGCUCAAGAUCUUUACACCGCGGUCCAAGCAUAUCCGACCGUUGCUGGAUGAGAUAGUAGAUCCUGCGGAACCCACGACAAUCGUUCUCAGUCACUUGCAAUCGACGCUCCUACAAGCUUCAGUUCGGCAGAAGCUGAAUCGCACAGAGCUUAAAUAUGUAUGCCGUGGCGUUCUGGAGGCUUUGGCGGUGAUGCACAGCGAAGGUUAUGUACAUGCAGACGUGAAAGCCGACAAUAUACUUGUCAACGAGAAACCCGAUCAGACCAAUCGCUUCACCGAUGUACAGCUAGCCGACAUGGGCAACUCGUAUCCGGAGGCUCACGAAUACGCUUUGGAAGGCCAGCCUAUUGGUGCGCCAAUGUGGUCUAGUCCUGAAGUUCUUAUGCACUUGCCUUGGGACACAAAGACGGACAUUUGGUCUUUCGGAACACUGUUAAUCAGUCUCAUCUACGGCCGUGAUUUCAACAUUUUUGACCCUCAAGAUGUUCCCACUGACCCGCUCGACGAUUACAAAUUUGCCGUCCUGCGGAGACAGGUCGAGAUAUUCGGCCCUUUCCCUGUCAAAUACCAGGAAAUAGCAAACGAGGAUGUGAUGGAGCUCAUUGUCUGGAUGCUGGAGAACUUAAAGGAGAGCAGAACCCCUUUUCAGAAUGUUGCGGAUGGUGAGAUUAGCCGAAAGGACAAGGAUUUCAUCAGCUGGAUUAUGCGGCUUGAUCCUCGAGACAGGCCAACAGCCGCAGCCAUUUUGUCACACGGGUGGUGGCACGGGGAGUGA
This is a messenger RNA of Diaporthe citri, 942 nucleotides long. RefSeq lists its product as uncharacterized. Gene Ontology annotation, biological process: protein phosphorylation. Gene Ontology annotation, molecular function: protein kinase activity; ATP binding. The transcript is spliced from 4 exons. NCBI's taxonomy places the organism in Eukaryota, Fungi, Ascomycota, Sordariomycetes, Diaporthales, Diaporthaceae. Bases 1 to 942 code for a protein of 313 amino acids. The record is from RefSeq and is a predicted model, not a curated record.